Messenger RNA from Pocillopora meandrina, 4702 nucleotides. The record is from the annotation of a GenBank genome assembly. Lineage: Eukaryota; Metazoa; Cnidaria; Anthozoa; Scleractinia; Pocilloporidae.
AUGACAGAAGCGUGCGUGAUGCGCUGGUCUUUCUUAAUGCAGGCACAGGAACUGUUGUUCUGUGGCAAAAUGGUGGUAAGUUCUUGUUUCGGUUGAGAUGUUAAAAGGUUUUUAUAAUUUGUCCAGCUACGUAAUACCUUACUAUAUUUGAUUCACAUGAAACUUUAUUGGUCAGACAUUCGUUUUCCAACUAUAUAUCUUGUCUAUUUACUUCAUUGUCGUAUUUUCAUUAAUCGAAGUUCACUGAUUACAACUUGCAACGUCUAGCGUAUAGCCUUACAGUUCAAAGCCGAUCUGGAAAAUUUGACCAAUGUUAAGCCUGAGGGAGAAGACUUUCGUUGGUAUUUGAAGGUAAGAGAGAACCACUUACACAAAUAAUGCUUAACGGCUACCUUUUGGGUUAGCGUAAUUGAAAACCUUCAAGUGAAGAGAUGAUUCUCGUAGGUGAACUGCAAUUUAAUGAGAGGUAGAAAAGAAGCCCGAGAAAAUUCAGGCUUCGACAGAAUUCAAACCUUUGCCUCCCUGAUACCAUUUAUGGGGUUAUCCAUCAAUGACAAGGAGGCAAACUGACAUCGCAUUCGGUGAUGUUACGUUACACUGUUUAUAAAAAAUUUUAUAUACUAAUGGCGUGGGGAUAUUAUAGUUCCUUAAUAAAUAGUUAGUUGUUAGUUUUAUGGUUAUAAUCUGUAAGGGAUUUAAUUUUUUACCAAAUUAUGUUUCCCCAUUGUUCUUAAGUUGCAAUGUCAGAAUUGUGGAGAAGAUACAAAGGACUGGAUUUAUAUGAGCUUAGGGGUGAGUUCAUAUGUAUUUUAUUUUAGCUCAUAACAAAAGAGUAGUGGUCUUACCAAAGGAAUUGUAUGACGAGCGGAAACCUUCUAUUCUCCCCUUUUUUGACAUAUGCUAAUCAACGUAAUUGUAGUCUUUCCUUUGUAUUAUUUAUUAAUAAUGAAUUCAAAUUAAACCUGAAUAACCCGAGUCUCUUAAAAGAAUGCACUUUAUUUCCAAAGUAAACAUGUGAACACUGAAUCUUCUUUGAAUUGGAGUCAUGAGUCUCUUCUCUAACUGCUGUUGUGUCACUUGAAAUUCUUGAAAAUUCAUAAGAUUUUGAUUGUGAAGAAGCUACUAAUCUUUCUUGUACUAUUAUUUUAUGAUCACUUUUUUGUUUGUUUUUAUUUGAGAUCAAAUUGUUCUUUUGUCGCUUGACAGGAAAGUCAAGCAAUUAAAGGAAGCAGAGGAAACGCCAAUUUUGUGUCGAAAUGUAAAUUGUGUGGUCGUGAAAAUUCUAUGGGUAAGAGAAAGGAAUAACCCUAAACCUUUGACACCCAUGAUUCUCUGUUAGCUCUGAGACACUUCCUUGUAUUGUAAGAGAGACUUAAGUGGUACAUCAUGAAAACGAUAUAAAGCUGAUAAGUACAGUUUGUUUAUGUUCACCACCUGUUUAUUGGAUAAUGUAAUAACUGGGUAGCUGAGUGGUUAGAGGGUUUUACUUGUAAUUUGGUGUUUUUGGGUUUAAGCCUUCAAUUUGAGAACUCACUGGAUUUGCUCUUAGUUGGUCUGAUUAGAACUCCUUAGCUGUUCUGUGUAAAAAACCAUAGGACUUCUUACUAAGAUAAAUUUUUCAUUCUUGGUCAGUACUGGCUACAAAAAGCCCUGGUGGAGGAGAAAUCACUCAUAAUUAGUUGUUACUGUUGUUGUUAUUAUUAUAAUUCUUAGCAUUUAUUUGUUACUAUAAAUUAUUAUUUUUAUUGAUAUAAUUGAUAUUGUUUGGGAGAUAAGGGAUUAAUGAAGAACUGAGAGAGUCUGACAAAGGACAUUGUACUAAAUGAAAAGAAAAGUGAUUUUUGUUGUGUUUCUGUGAUCAUUUACUCUUUAACCAAUCAAGGUGUCCUCUGCAGUAAAGGUAAAUAUUCAGGAGAAAAUAAAAAUCCUCUAAAAGUGUAUGGAAAUCAGACCCAGCAAUGGUCAAUAGUUUUUGGAAUGAGGAGACCUGAGUGAAAAGGAAACCAUUUCUAUGAAAAAAAUUGGAUAUACCAAAUAUUUGUAGAAUUGUCUUUUGAGUUGGCAUGUUUUAUCUGUUUUCCAUUGCCAUAAAUCAGGCUUCAAAAACAUCUUUUGUAUUUUGCAGAUAUAAUAAGGGAUAGCAUCUCUGAAUACACGGUAAAUACCACAUCUAAAUUUUGUACCCCACAGAAACUGUCCCUGUUGCAAGGGGCACAUAGAGGCUUUCAGAUCCUUCUUUAAUCACUAGAAAAAGGUGUGACUCUGCAUUAUCUGAUUACCAUGCACUAAAAAACUGAAGUUGAACUAAGAAUAAGACAUAAUUAAAAUUUUGUGUGAAAAUUUUGAAGACUCCUCUGUCAUACAAAUUAUGCUGUAAAAAAUUUCUUUUUUUUGUUGUUGUUUGAUUUGAUAGAUAGAAGAUAGUAACACAUUCAAGACAAUGGUAGCAUUUGACUGCAGAGGAUUGGAACCAUUUGACUUCUCUCCAAGGGUGUGUUCUGCACCUGAGAAAUAGUGUUCUUUCUUGAACUAUGCCUCAAGUUAACCAUUUAGAAGCUUUCUCUGGCUAUUCUUCAGCCAUGGGGUCACUGAUCAGCUGUGAAAGCAGUGGUGUAGAGUUUUUAUGACAGUUAUUAUUCUUUGUUUCUUAAUAUAACAUUUGUGCCAGGGAUGGAAGUUUUGAGAAGUUUAAAUAUCCGUGGAUCCACUGUCAGGUUCUUCUUCAUAGUGCAAAAUGCAACUACAAAAUGAAGAGUCAAACAAGUCAAGUCAGUGCAUGAAGCCCUAGGGUCCUGACAAGAGGGGGGACUUUUCCAGUCAAAAUGAAGUGGAAAGAAUUUGUGUGUACUGAAUUUCCAUUUGUGUCAUAUAGAGCUGUCUGAUUAUUGUAUCAGUCAGGUGCUCUAUUGAUUCACUUCUUUGUAAUGAUAUAUCUUGUCUUAGCAGGUAUAUUAAAAUUUGUAGUUUAGUGGUCUGAUAGGCAUGCUACAGCCAUUAACCCUGAUGAAGGCCAGUGAAUUUAGUGGAAAACAGGUGAAAGAUAUCUUACAUCUUGUUUGACUCUUUAUUUUGUGAUGUAGAAGUGUGUUUACAGACAUAUUUGUUGUUCUUUUGUGUGUGCUACAAUCAGUCAUGCUCCAUUGAUGAAGAUCACUGUCAUGUAAAUUGAGUUAGUGGCCAACCUUUUUUUCACAGUCUCGAGGGUGUUAGGGGCUUUGUUGUCUGGUGUUCUGUACAGGGUUGGGAUUGGGGCAGCAUCAUUAUCACCUCCGAGAAGAGCUACUUGACAAAUGUAAACACCCCUGUUAUCCUUUAUUCAGGUUGGAUUUGUAGCCGAUGCUGUUGAUUCUGCAUCAAAGUUCUCAGACAUCAAUUUAACAGAGAAGGUAUCUCCCAGCUGAAUUUGUCCAUAGUUAAAAAGUAUUAACCACUCUACUAAUGGGGUUUUUAGGGCCAAUGUGAGCAAACAGGUGUGUGAUCAAGAAGCUUGCACUCAUCUCCUGUCCACUAAUGCAAGCCAGCAAAAUUGUAUAUCAUGGUAAUUAAGAUUAUCUCAAAUUACAUAUCCUAGAAAUCCCUUUAAGUGGUGUUAAGAGUAUGGGGUAAAGGGAACACCUACAGGUGCAUGGGUGCUUAUCAGAAAGCCAGUACUUGAUUUUUUCAAGAAAGGGAAUUAAGUCACAUGAGAUUCAAUCCCCAACCUCCCAAGUAGAGAUUCUAUUUAUCUCUGUGGGUUACUUUCCUGAGUAAUUGGUUUUCAGGCCUUUCAUAACUUUAUUUAUACACAGUAAGAUCAUACAGCAUCAAUCUGAACUCUGAACUUUGUACUCUGAAGGUGUGAACAGACUUGUUGCUGAAAACAUUAAGACCAAUACUGAGUUUAUAUCUUAUUUUGGAGCAGGCUACUCAAUAAUGAUAUUUACUGAAGUAUUUUCUUUCACACAAGGACUGGUCUGAUUAUGAUGAGGAAGCCGGUGUUUCAGUUGGAAUUUACGAGGUUACCCAUCAGUUCUUGAGGCUAUAAGGACAAGUGCAUAUCUCAUUCUUACACAUAAAUCAGUAGUCAGAAUGUCUCUACAAGUUAUCUCUUACAAAUAGAGGUUAAGAGGAGUUUGUCAGUUCCACAAACAAGUCAUACUCAUCAUAAUAAAAAACAUUAAUGGUGCAUUAAUGUUGUUGAAACAAAAAGUGCAGUAUGGAAUUUUCGAAACAUACUUUGUAGGCAUAGAAGAAACUCUUAGCACAACAACAAGAAAAACCCCUGUUGUUGCUUUCCUGACAUUUUAAUCAUAUUAUAUCAAGAUGCAGGCUGUACAAUGAACAAUAAAUGUCCAUGCAGUACUCUUCUAGACUUAAAUGUAGUGAAACUUGCUUUAUGUACUGUCUUGAAAUGUAAUUGAGUCCUUGAAAGCAUUGCCAUAGACACUUACCCUCAAGAAACUGGUGAAACAUUUGUGAACCUAGGCUAUUAACUCAAAUAACCAAUAUCAAGUUUGAAAUUUCCCUUUCUCUUUUUGUGGUAGGCAGUUGAUUUUAUUCCAUAAUGUUGUCAAUGUAACCUUGAUUUUCUUAAAAUAUCUAUCACUGUCUUACAUGAAAUCUAUCUCACUCAGGUCCAAAUGAGUUUUUGGUAUAACAAACCUGCAUACUUGGUAGUCUAUUGAAAACUAAUGCUGAACUCAGACAUAGAGGUGGAUUUGAG